GGUGCUUUCCUGACGGGAAGGCACCUGUCUGGCUCAGAGGCAGCCCGGCCAGGCAGUUCAUGUCAUCGGUCCCCAUGUGGCUUCUUACAGAGGCAGCAGCUCCUACCAAGCCAUCCGUGUGGGAGACACCGGAACCAUAUGGACUUUGCUCAGUGACUACAGUGGGCAUUUCACAAACGGUCAAGCUAUAAAGACUCAUGCUGGAUGUACUGUUGCAAAGGUAGUGGCCUGAAGGAAGACAGAGAAAUCCUAAGACAAGAUCAGGGCAUUAAACAAUGGCUUCGAACAGCUUCCCCCCCCCACCCCCCCUUUUUUUUUGUUUUAUUUUUAAAUUCUCCUAAUCACUCCCAGGGUGAACACGCGGAAGUGGUAAUUUUAAUCAGCAAUAUUGCCUGUGCUUCUCUUCUUUAUUGCACUAGGAAUUCUUUGCAUUCCUUACUUGCACUGUCACUGUUAAUUUUAAUGACAUGACUUGCCAAAAAUACGAUUGGCUGUAUACUGCAUUGAUCCAUGCCUGAAUAAUAGGAAAAGAAUUUGGAAAAAGGAAAGAAAACGUAACCGUCAGAUUUUAGCUGCAUUUUACGUGUACUGAUGUUUACAAUAAUGCUGAACAUUAGGAAUUUCUCGUUUAUACAAAACUUGCAAAUUAUUUAUUACAGUGCACUUGCCAGUUUUUAAACUGUACAGUGAGUGCAUAAAGUUAAAGCUUAUUUUUAUGUGGCCUCUUUCAUGAUUUUACACAAACGUUUUUGUAACACGAUAUAACCUGAAGCAUAAAUUGUUUUCUGUAUUAUCAUAUUACAACUCAAUAGUCACAUCUUAAGUGCUUCACAUUUGUAGGUGUGUGGUCUGUAACAUAUUUUCAGUUCAAAUAUGGAACAUAUAUAUAGCCAUUACUCACAGGACAGCGUGUCUAGUAUCUUACCGAGCUAGAGGAGGAAAGCAGUGGAGGAGUUAACUAGAAUUUUAGGUCAUGAAUGCUGUGGGGAGAAUGCAUUUUAUUUCUUCUAAGCUAUAUAAUAUGCAUUUAAACUCUGCCAGAAAAAUAACUAUUUUGUUUUAAUCUACUUUUUCUAUUUAGUAGUUAUUUGUAUAAAUUAAAUAGAAUGUUUUCAAGUCAAGCGAAAGUGUUUUAGUUCUCUUCCUGCCUCUUAGUGAUGUGUGCUGCUGCAGAGGUGGGCUCUGCAGUGCCGUGCUCGCAGGUAGGUGCAGUGGGGCUGAGCACGGAGCAGCUGAGUUUCAGCAGCCGCUGUUGAUGUGUGGUGCUGCUGGACACAGCUGUGUCCCAUAGCAGCGCGGCAGUGCAGCAGUGCUGGUGCUGUCUGUGCAGACUCACAGGGCAUGUCCUGCAGGAGCGCCUCUGAGCUCCCCUCUGCUUCCAGGGGGAGUUCAGCUGUGCUGCUGCAGGGCUCUGCCCAUCUGCUUCGUGCUCCCCUCAUCCCUCACUGCACACAGAGCAGCAGCUGGUCAGUGGCAGUGUGCUUUUGUCUGUUGGUUAACUUUCAUUCAGGGGCUUGAGAUCCUGCAGACAACCCCAGGAACUGGAAACGUGUCCAUUAUACUGUGACACCUGGAUCCGCAGUUUUUGGAGGUUCCCUUCUUUGCUGCAUACCCAGCAGGUGCUGUUUCUCGGUGAUUUCUCCUCCUUGGCCCCCUCUCCCCUGCCCUGCUCCACGUGGUGUGGUGUGCCCUUGGUUCCUGGUGCUGCUGUUUGGACUUAGCACUGCCUCUCAUUGGGUGCUGGGGGCUGGCCUGGUGUGACAGCCUGCAGUGUGGGCUCCUUGAUCACCAGUCACUGGGUCUGGUGAUUAUCCCUGGUGAGAAUCUGAGCAGAUCCAAUGCUGCUGCUGCCAAAAUGUGGGAUCUGAUUUUUCUUAAUAGGGAGUCAAAGGCUCUGUUGGCUCAGUGUGCUCUGGUUUGCCUUGAAUUGGUCUGGGUGUUCAGGGUGUGCUGGGCGGGCUGUUAAACAACUGCAGCUGGGGAGGGAAUCAGUCUGUUGGACUGGAGAGGGGAUACAAAUGGAGGUAACACGGAGCAUCUCAACGACAAAUCAGCAGUGCUAGCGAUGGCUUUCUGGUACCAGCUGUUGCCCCAGGCUCCUUAGUUCUCGCUGUCUGGUGCACACUUGUUGCCACGUGCAUCUGUGACAGAGCGCUGCUGUCCUCUGUGCGUGGAUGGGCUGUCCUGGACAGGGGAGCUGCGGUGUAAUAAGCCUGGAGCCUGGGCCUUCCCUGUCAGCAGAGUCAGGGGGGUAACCUGCUAUGGGAAAAACAAGUCAGAACCACCUCAGUAACCACUCAUUUAUUCAGGGUUAGACAGAGAUUAUCCAAGCAAGCUGCUGCCAGGGUAAAAAUAAACGAUUUUUUAAUUCAUUUUUAAAAAUGUUGUUUGAUGCCAGGCACCGGUGUGCCACAGUGAGCCCCUGUGCUUGGAGCUGCUGCUGGAAGCUUCCUUCAGUGUGUGGAGCUGCCCAGGGCUUCUGCUGAGCAAACCCACCUGCAUGCCCUGCAAAGGAGGUGUUUUUGGUUCACGCUUCGAACAUCGUGAAAUGUGAGCCGAUCAUUUUCAUUGAUGGAGCUGCAAACUUGCAUCAGGAGAAGCUCUCUGCGUGGGCAUUAAUGGUGUCAUCUUUAAGUAAAACGGAUAGUGCUCUGCAGCCUGCCCCAGUUCCCAAAGCGACAGGAUGGGUGCAUGGAUAAGGCUUUUUUAUUCUGUGCAAUCCCCAGAUUGUGUCACAGAGCAGAGUUGCAUCUUGCAGGGCUCCAGUGCGUGUGCCAGCUGUGCGAGCACACCAACUUCACCUGCCAGACGGAGGGAGCGUGCUGGGCCUCGGUCAUGCUGACCAACGGCAAGGAGGAGGUGAUCAAAUCCUGCGUGUCCCUCCCGGAGCUCAAUGCCCAGGUCUUCUGCCACAGCUCCAAGAACAUCACCAAGACUGAGUGCUGCUACACCGACUUCUGCAACAACAUCACCCUCCGCCUGCCCAUAGCCUCCGAGUCCCCCAGCCGUGCUGCCGUGGGUCCCGUGGUGCUGGCAGUGACAGUGGCCGUGCCCAUCUGCGUCCUGUCCCUCGUGGCAGUGCUGGCUGCCUGCAUCUGCCAGGGCCGGCGCUGCGCCCGCGGCAGGACGAAGCCGCCCAACGUGGAGGAGCCGCUCUCUGAGUGCAACCUGGUCAGCUCGGGCAAGACGCUCAAGGACCUCAUUUAUGACAUGACGACGUCUGGCUCUGGCUCUGGCUUACCUCUGCUCGUACAGAGAACCAUUGCAAGGACUAUCAUUCUGCAGGAGAUCGUAGGGAAGGGCCGCUUCGGGGAAGUGUGGCGUGGGAAGUGGUGCGGGGAGGACGUGGCUGUGAAAAUCUUCUCCUCGAGAGACGAGCGGUCCUGGUUCCGGGAGGCAGAGAUCUAUCAGACGGUUAUGCUGAGACACGAGAACAUCCUGGGCUUCAUUGCUGCUGAUAACAAGGACAACGGGACCUGGACCCAGCUGUGGCUCGUCUCUGAGUACCACGAGCAGGGCUCCCUGUUCGACUACCUGAACAGGGGCACGGUGACGGCGCAGGGCAUGGUGAGGCUGGCACUGUCCAUCGCCAGCGGCCUGGCACACCUGCACAUGGAGAUCGUGGGCACGCAGGGCAAACCAGCGAUCGCUCACAGGGACCUGAAGUCCAAGAACAUCCUGGUGAAGAGGAACGAGAGCUGUGCCAUCGCAGACCUGGGGCUGGCAGUGAAGCACGACUCCGUGCUCAACACCAUCGACAUCCCGCAGAACCCGCGGGUGGGGACAAGGAGGUACAUGGCUCCCGAGAUACUGGAUGACGCAAUGAACACCAACAUCUUUGAGUCCUUUAAGCGCGCAGACAUCUACUCUCUUGGGCUGGUGUACUGGGAGAUAGCACGGAGGUGCUGUGCUGGAGGGAUCACUGAGGAGUACCAGCUGCCUUACUAUGAUGCCGUGCCUUCUGACCCCUCGAUAGAAGAUAUGAGAAGGGUGGUUUGUGAGCAGAAGCUCCGACCGAAUAUUCCAAACCAGUGGCAAAGCUGUGAGGCACUGCGGGUGAUGGGCCGGAUCAUGCGGGAGUGCUGGUACGCCAACGGGGCCGCACGGCUCACUGCUCUGCGCAUCAAGAAGACCAUUUCACAGCUCUGUGUGCAGGAAGACUCCAAAACCUAACGGGUCCCGGCAGGAGGAGGGCACUGCGUUCUGCUGUUCAUCUGUUGACAUGUGAUAUCAUUUUUCUUUUUGGUCUACCUCACGUGAUGCAGGUCGGUAUUGAAGUGCCCGGAACAGAGCGCUGCCAUCUGGCUUCAUAGCUGGCCACUGGAAGGGGCUCAUUUUGACCCAUAGCUCUUGCUCUGUACAGCAAGCUGCGGGUUGGGCUGCCUGAGGAGGAUGGGACGCUAGGCGAGUAGCAGAAAGGAGCUUUAAACAUGUCGGUGUAAAUGUACCUUUUGCUGUUGUGCUUUCUAUCCUUGUCAAUCCCAAUGUACUGAGAGCACUGGGACUGCUUAAAGCACGUCUGCAAGGGAAAGCACGCACUCCAUCCUCAAACCCAGCAAAAGACCAAACUUCAUCAAGCUUUUUGCUGCUUUGACGCAAGGAUCUGAAAAGGGGCUGUCAGUAAAAUACAUUUCUAAAUACUGUAUUUGUCUUUACCUAAGCAAAUAAAGUGAAAAAGGUUUUAAACUGAGACAGAGGAGGUUUAGGUUGGAUAUGAGGAGGCAGUUUUUCCCCCAGAGGGUGGUGACGCACUGAACAGGUUGCCCAAGGAGGCUGUGGAUGCCCCAUCCCUGCAGGCAUUCAAGGCCAGGCUGGAUGUGGCUCUGGGCAGCCUGGGCUGCUGGUUGGUGACCCUGCACAUAGCAGGGGGUUGGAACUGGAUGAGCACUGUGGGCCUUUGCAACCCAGGCCAUGCUGUGGUUCUAUGAAAAUUCCACUGAGCGUAAAUAUUGUGAACAAAACCUUCUGUUUUUUUUACUGUUUUAAUUUUCUCAGUUUCACACGCAGUAUCACAGUGGGGAGUUGAAGUUACUUUGUUCCUUUCAUCUGAGCUGAGUGUAUCGAUCAAAGGCCGAUUGAUUUAUUACUAGGAAAGAUAGUGCAGGCAAUAAUUUCCUGGUGAAUACAUAGGAACGGAAUGGGAGAAAUUCUACCGAAGCUGAGAAAGUGUAUAUCUUAAGCAGCUUCUUAGAAGUCUCUAAGACUUCUGUCCCACUCCACGGCCUGUGUGUUUGAGUGCAGUGUUCUCGUGCUUUUGAUGGCCAACAUCACACCUUGUGCAACAAUCUUCUUCCUGUGGGCGUUUCUAAUUCCAGGUGGUCAGAGAAGUUAAACCCAGGGAUGUCCCCAAGUAGUGAAGGUUUGCAGAAAUCUGCAGUAGCACCACAGCUCUGCGGAAGUGAGAUUUUGGCUAAUUGUGGUCCUUAAGUUCAAUAUUUGUCAUAGAAGCUCUUGAACAGGGGCUUCUGUGUGGAGGAAUGGGCUGAACUUCUAAUGCGUGGGAUGAUCAGUAUUAUCAGUAUUCCAUGUUUCCUUCUGACGCACAAACAGGGAUUUUAUGGGCUCUUAUGGGUGCUAAUUGCCCCAUAAAUAGGAUGUAGUGGGACGUGUCUCCUUGAAUAACUUCUGUCUGCUUCUGCUUGUGUUGAGCAGUGCAAACCUUUGCCUUGUUUCGUGGUCUGUUUGCUGAAUGGUGACAGUAUUUCUACCAGAUUGCCAGUAGAAUUUGCCAGCAUGCUUUCUGAGAUGUAACCACACUCAUCAGAUAGAUUUUACUCUCAUCUGCUUCUGCUGCAUGAAAUAUACCAAGAGUUCAACAGAUGGGUACUUCCUAAGAUGCUGCAAGUGUGUAAUCCCAAUGGUGGUACUCAGGAUUCGCAAACCUGAGGUUCAGAGUUUGCUCCUAUUGAGAAUGACUUGAAAAAACCCCUUUGUGCUGCAAAGGCUGUCUGGUAACCACUGAGAUCAGCUCCCUGAAACUGUACAACAAUUGAUCUGAAACUGAUAGCAGUGGGCUCAGAGUCCUUUCUCUGAGCUUUGGUUCCUUUGUGCCACCCUGGGAGGGGCACUGCGAGGCUCCCACGAGGAGCACUCUGCUUUCCCUGCUUUUCCCUUGGCUCAGUACUUUUUGCAGUGGGUUUUUUUUGCCUUUUGUUGCGAGGUGAAUGUACAUCUUAACAAACUGGAGGUCAACAUAAGGGAGCUAGGUGGCCAAUGUUGCUGUAUGGGGCUUUAAAAUGUUUGUAAGCUGUACCCACCCUUUAAAAACACAACAAAUCAUUUGUCUUGUUGCCCUUUCCCUCCAUGUAAAUGCUCUGUUUAAAAACAGAGGUUCUGCUCAGUUACUUCUUUGCUCCUUAGGGAGCCCUGGGCUUCUGAAGAGAGAGAUUACUAUCUCUGCUGCUAACCUGCACCCAAGCGCAGACUCCUCAGCCCCUGGCAUGUUUCAGGCCUGGGGAUGCUGGGGGCUGCUCAUCAUCCAGCCCUCCCAGCCCAUCCAACCCAUUAUUCUCACCUGGAGGAAUUACUUUAUAUUUUUUUAAGCUUACUAGUAGUAAAAGCCUACAAUGUCGUGUGCAGAACAUGAACUGAAAGGGAAAGUUAAUUAACGAACAUUUUCUCUACCUCCCCAUUUAUUUCACGUCUCCAAAAGUCUUCCCCCACAAAAUACCCAACAAGAAACUCAAACUGUGAUCUCUUCUUCAUUUUGCUGUCUUUAUGGUCAUUCGCACUCGACCAGCCUCAUUCCCUCACAUAACCCCAUAACAAAUCCCAUCACACACCACUUAUGUCUGUUGGGAAGUGGGGAGACACCGCUCUGUGUGCUCAGAACCUUUUAUGGGCACAUGGGGGAGGACAGCAGUGAGAGUACAGUGCAUUUCUGCAGGACAUGAGACGUGCAAUAAGUUGUAACCAAAGCCUCUGAAUGUAUUUUUGGCAUAAAUAGACGGAACGUAUUUUGAAUGUAGCUAUCAUCUUUGUGUCUAAAUCUGCUCUGGUUUUUUUCAGUCCCCAAAGAGAAAUGCGUGGCAUUUUGUCAUCUUGUGAAAGCAGCUUGGGUUGUCUGUUUUAUACAGAAGCACUCGUAUUUGGUCUGGAAGGACUGUGAUAUUUUAGACUUUAGUGAUGAAAUUCAAUCUGCACCUUGUGAGAUGCCCAAUCUUGUGGACAGUGCAGCAAGUUCUUUUCAAAACUGUUGCUAAAGCUGCUGCUGGAUGUAAAUAAUUUGUUGAGAUGCUGUAUUUUGUAUGCGUAUUUUACAGACCAAUUAUACUCUCAGAAAGGUGCGGAGAUUUUAAUAAAUUGAGCACACACUGCUGUUGUGUUGCCAUGAAGUGCA
This is a messenger RNA of Gallus gallus (chicken), 7339 nucleotides long. It is a transcript of the gene ACVR1C, whose product is annotated as activin A receptor type 1C. NCBI's taxonomy places the organism in Eukaryota, Metazoa, Chordata, Aves, Galliformes, Phasianidae. Gene Ontology annotation, cellular component: activin receptor complex; plasma membrane. Bases 2692 to 4173 code for a protein of 493 amino acids. Gene Ontology annotation, molecular function: activin receptor activity, type I; ATP binding. Gene Ontology annotation, biological process: cellular response to growth factor stimulus; protein phosphorylation; nervous system development. The transcript is spliced from 10 exons. The record is from RefSeq and is a predicted model, not a curated record.